GGUACCGGCGGAGCCUCGUCCACCUCGCCUGGAUGUGCCUCUUCUCCUCCGUGCCGCACAGGCGGGGCCAAGGUGCUGGAGAGGACCUUCGAGGAGUGGAUGCGGUACCGAGACGAGUGCCUGAGGAGGAUGGCGAGCGAGCCGUACCCGGCAGGGCUCUUCUGCAACCGCACGUUCGACAUGUACGCCUGCUGGCCCGAUGGGAGCCCCGGCACCGCCGUCAACGUCUCCUGCCCCUUCUACCUGCCCUGGUUUGAGAAAGUGAAACACGGGCUGGUGAGCCGCAGGUGCGGUGUGGACGGGCAGUGGGUGACGGUGAACGGCAGCCAGCCCUGGCGGGACUACUCGCAGUGCGAGGAGGAGAUGGAGUCCACCAUGGAGGAGGAGGGUGCCCACAGGCUGAUGGUGAGCUUCAAAGUGCUCUACACCGUGGGGUACUCGCUGUCACUGCUGACCCUUGUCUCUGCCCUGCUCGUGCUCACCGUCUUCAGGAAGCUCCACUGCACCAGGAACUACAUCCACGCCAACCUCUUCGCCUCCUUCGGGCUGCGGGCGACCUCGGUGAUGGUGAAGGACGCGCUGCUGGAGAGGCGCUGGGGCAUGGAGGUGGUGCAGGUGGCCGACUGGCAGGCCCUGCUGAGCCACGAGGCGGCGCUGGGCUGCCGUGCGGCGCAGGUGCUGAUGCAGUACUGCAUCCUGGCCAACCACUACUGGUUCCUGGUGGAAGCCGUCUACCUCUACAAACUGCUGAUCGGUGCCGUCUUCUCCGAGAAGAAUUACUACAGGCUCUACCUGUACCUGGGCUGGGGGACCCCCGUGGUGUUCGUGGUGCCCUGGAUGGCCGCCAAGUACCUGAAGGAGAACGCGGAGUGCUGGGCGCUGAACGAGAACAUGGCUUACUGGUGGAUCAUCCGCAUCCCCAUCCUGCUCGCCUCCCUGAUCAACCUGCUGAUCUUCAUGCGGAUCCUCAAGGUGAUCCUGGCCAAGCUGCGUGCCAACCAGAAGGGCUACGCCGACUACAAGCUGCGGCUGGCCAAAGCCACGCUGACGCUCAUCCCCCUCUUUGGGAUCCACGAAGUUGUCUUCAUCUUUGCCACCGACGAGCAAACCACGGGCAUCCUGCGCUACGUCAAGGUGUUCUUCACCCUCUUCCUCAACUCCUUCCAGGGCUUCCUGGUGGCUGUGCUGUAUUGCUUUGCCAACAAGGAGGUGAAGUCGGAGAUGAAGAAGAAGUGGCAGCUCUGGAAGCUGGACCACCCCGCGCUCUGCUGCACACAGUGAGGGGCCCCGGGCGCUGCUCGGACACCGCCAGCCCCUCGUGCUCAUGCAGGAUGAGUGAGCGGUGCGAGGAGCUGAGCCUGCUGCUCCCCGAUCCCACGCCAUCACCUACCUCUGCUGGCACCACCAGACGAUGCCAGCCGCAGGAGAGGCCCAGCUGAAGCAGGAUGCGGGAGCAGGAUGGAUGCCGGGCCCUGCAGGGCUGGCACUGCCCCAAUCCAGGGCAUCCGCUCCUCACCACCACCCCGAGACGCCUGUCCUGGAGUCAUCCUGCAAAGCUCUUCACCUCCUCGCCACCCGCUGCAGGCCAUGGCAUCGGCACCUGCCUCCCUCCUCGCUGCUCUCCAGCCGCCCCCUUUCCUCCUCUCUGCGACCUCCUCCUGUGGCAGAGCCCCCCGGAGCCCCCCAGCAGCCGAGCGGCACGCACGCAGCUUAGCGCAGCGCUUGAACACCUGGGCUUGUGUUUAUCCUGCCCCUGCUGCUUCUCUGGUGGGCACAGAGAAAACCACAGCAGGGGAGAGCGAAGGACUCGGACCCCGGCCUGCCCUUGGCCCCCCAGGCCCAGCCACCUCCUCCUCCGCAGCGAGCCCUGCACAGGAAAGGCUCUGGGAUUGGGAAGAGAAGGCUGGCAAAAAGCUGGGCAUUUUGGGGCCCGGCUGUGAAGAGCUUUGCUUUCCAAGAGGGGGCCAAGCACUGGCUGCACCCCCUCGCUGCCAAGUAGCCUGUUGGGAGCCCAGUUUGCUGCCGUGGCCCAGCUCAGCAUCCCCACUGGGAGCACCCCAAGCCCAGCAGAGCCUCCAGCGGCGCCUCCACACCUCGCCUUGGAAGCCCAGCCCGGCUGCAACCGAGAGCUCCAUGUCCAGGACUGGUCCCAGUGCUCCCAAAAAAGGCGGCCACCAGCAGCCCCCCAGCCCCCUGGCUCUUGCCUUUGGCAGCAGGACAGAGGUGCUGUCCCGUCCCUAACUCCUGCCACGCCGCGCUUCACCUUGCCGAGGCCGCUCCAUCAGGAGGGAGGACGCAGCUCUUGCUCCCCGCUCCAUGCAAGUGGACACAGGCGGUGCUCCAGCGCUGGGCGAGGGGCUCGCGCAGCCCCUGGGCUCGUGGCUGAGCCUCCUGCAAACACGGCGGCUUGAGGAGAGCUGCCCCGAGCACGGGAAGGACAGAGCUCAGCCACAGCGGCACGCGAAGCUGGAGGGCCAAGCAGGAGGUUUGCCGGGCAGCUGUGAGCCCUGUGAGACCAUUUUGCACAUUGACUCUCUUCAGAUGUAAAUAAAUGUUUAUUUUUCAGCAAGCAGAGCAUGCCACGUGUCUGCUCUGAGGGAAAAGGGCUCUCAGGCACCAAGGUAAAGGCAGCUGCAUGUGUAAGGGCACUGAUGUGCGCUUAUGCACACACGCUCCUCACUUUAGGAUAUUAAACAGGCACCAAGAGCUCCUCGCUCAAGA
Anas platyrhynchos (mallard) is the source of this 2721-nucleotide messenger RNA. RefSeq names its product glucagon receptor. Lineage: Eukaryota; Metazoa; Chordata; Aves; Anseriformes; Anatidae. Gene Ontology annotation, biological process: cell surface receptor signaling pathway; adenylate cyclase-modulating G protein-coupled receptor signaling pathway. Gene Ontology annotation, molecular function: glucagon receptor activity; peptide hormone binding. Gene Ontology annotation, cellular component: plasma membrane. The record is from RefSeq and is a predicted model, not a curated record.